CAAGCCGGAUACCAGAUACCGGAGCGGUGCCAUUCGUAUCCGCGUGAUUGGCGUAAUCGGUGCCGCCGAGCUCGGCAUUCACGCCUUGCACGCCCUGCGAUUAAUCCACGAUUACGAUUACGAAGGAACGCGCGCGUGCUACGUGCGUGUGUGUCCCCGUGGUACAUCAAAUCCCAACGACCGACGUCCAACAUCGACGUCGGCGGGUGUCCGGUGAUCGGACAGCACGCGGAAUCGUUUCGGAAUCGUCCCGUCGUACGGCCAAUCGCGUUCGGGCCGGUCUACGCCGCUCGGUUGGUAAAAACGCGCGAGCGGCUCCGAUACGUCGAGGGGAUUCCUACGUCGGCCCAGCACGAGGGGGAAAGGGAGAGCGAGUGGAAGAGAACCGAGGGACAUAGCCCGCUUCGCGGUAGAGAGGGUAGUGCCGAGAGAGCGAGAGAGAAAGACGCAGGAAGCGGACACGCGCGGAGCGUGCGGGGAAGAGAGACAGAGGGGCGCAGAUAGAGCGUGAGGGAAGGGAGGGGACUGCUCACUAGAAAGCUAGGUAUCGGGAGGCGACGGGGAAAGCUAGCUCUUCACCACCCGCACGAGUUUCCCUUGAACAGUCGUCUGAAGCGACACGCGGCGCCUUUUCUUCCUUCUCCGAGUGCGAGCGGACCUGUACCGUGCUCGUUGUCAUACAGUCAUCGUCAUCGACGAUUUCGCAUAAUCGUGACGCAAAUCAUCUUCGGUGUCGUCACAGCGUCGCCUAAGAAGGAGGGAGCGACGUGCUCGAAGGAGGGAGUAAAACGCGGGGCGGAAGGAACGGAAUCGGAAGAGAACCGAACAGGGAAGGAAGAGGGAGGAGAGAGUGAGGAAGUGCGCGCGUCGUAAUCGACGGGAAGAGAAGUUUCGGGCAUCGCACGAGAGACCGCUGGAGCUCCGAUAUUCGUCGUGUCGUCUCGUGCACACCGUACGCCGUGCAUCGCACCUUGCUUUCGGGCAUACCUCUCGAGGAGGGCGUAGGGCGAAAGUGCAUAGUACCUUUUUACGCUUGUCUUCCCUCCCUCUCUCUCCACUUUGGUGGCGCGGGAGAUCAGCCAGUGUUUUAGUGCCAGUGUUUAAAGUCUACCUCAAUCGACGGCUUGCGGCCGAUAAAGCAGUUUAACAGAAGCGAAUAUUUAUCACGGGAAGCGAGAGAAAUUAAAAUACGUGUGUGUGUGUAUAUAUAUUAUAUAUAUGUAUAUUAUAUGUAUACAUUAAAUAUAUAUACAUAUACAUAUAUAUAAAGGGAAGAUACACAGUGAGAGCGCGUAUCCUCAUUUUGUGCGUGAGUUCUGCGACAGAAAAGCAAAGUUAUUAAACGUAAACAUGUCCCUGGAUAAAUUCACGGAAGAUACAACGCUGCACAAGGAUAUGGAGCGUCUGGACAUCGAGGACAAAAACGGCGACAGUCAAAGUGGCAGCGGCGUCGCUAAGGCCUUAGUGAGCAAUCUGCCGGCCCAGGCUCGUUUAGAAGAGCUCGAAGUACUGUUUUUGAGCUACGGCCAGGUGCAGCAUAUCGAGAAACUGCCGUCGCGAGAUCCCAACACGCAGGCCGUUCUUGUUAGCUAUGAGACGCAAGAGCAAGCACAGCAGGCUGUGAACCAAUUGAAUGGCUACGACUACGACGGCAAUUCGCUGAAAGUGGAGAUGUCCUCGGCGGAGAGCCGACGAAGGGGCCGCAGCCAGCGCGGCGGUGGCGUCGCCUUCGCCGGACUGUCGGGUUCCGGUCGGCAGACCGACUUUCCGUUGCGCAUCCUCGUCCAGUCGGACAUGGUUGGCGCCAUAAUUGGCCGACAAGGAUCUACUAUACGUCAGAUCACGCAGAUGACGCGCGCCCGAGUGGAUGUGCACCGCAAAGACAACGUUGGAUCGCUGGAAAAGGCCAUCACCAUCUACGGUAAUCCUGACAACUGCACCAACGCCUGCAAGAAGAUCCUAGAAGUGAUGCAGCAAGAGGCAAACACCACGAAUAAGGGAGAGAUUACCCUGAAGAUCCUUGCGCACAACAACCUCAUUGGUCGAAUCAUCGGAAAAGGCGGUAACACCAUCAAGAGAAUCAUGCAGGACACCGACACGAAGAUCACAGUCAGCAGUAUCAACGAUAUCAACAGCUUCAAUCUCGAGCGCAUUAUCACGGUUAAGGGUUCCAUCGAAAACAUGAGCAAGGCUGAGUCCAUGAUCUCCAGCAAGCUGCGCCAGAGCUACGAGAACGAUCUUCAAGCCAUGGCUCCCCAAAGCAUGAUGUUUCCCGGCUUGCACCCGAUGGCCAUGAUGUCCACCGCCGGCAUGGGUUACAGCUCCCGCGGACCCGGCCUCUACGGCUCGGGACCCGCCCCGUAUCCCUACCAGAGCAGUCUGCCUACCCAGCAGGGCGUCGCCACCAGUGACACCCAAGAGACGACGUUUCUCUACAUUCCCAACAACAGCGUCGGCGCCAUCAUCGGCACCAAAGGCUCCCACAUACGCAAUAUCAUUAGAUUCUCCGGCGCGAGCGUGAAGAUCGCACCCCUCGAACAGGACAAGCCGGCCGAGCAGCAGACCGAGAGAAAGGUCACCAUCAUCGGCUCUCCAGAAUCUCAGUGGAAGGCUCAGUAUUUGAUCUUCGAGAAGAUGCGAGAGGAGGGAUACGUCUCGGGCACCGAAGAUGUCAGGCUUACUAUCGAAAUCCUGGUUCCCAGCACCCAGGUUGGCCGCAUUAUCGGCAAAGGCGGUCAGAAUGUCAGGGAGCUCCAACGCGUAACUGGCAGCGUGAUUAAGCUAUCGGAGCAACAGGCUACUCCUCCUUCAGCUGAAGAAGAGACAACCGUCCAUAUCACCGGCCCCUUCUUCUCUGUUCAGUCGGCGCAAAGAAGAAUUCGCGCCAUGGUUCUACAAUCGGGCACUACCGGCGGAACCGGUGGUGCAGGCUCACGCGUCGGCCGCGGUAGCAGCCAAGAGGGCGGCGUUCGCUCCAAAAGAGACGGCAGUGCUACUUCCCAGAGCGGCUCGACGUCGCAGCCCUGUUCUCAGCAGCCGUCAAGCGGCUCGCCAUCUAGCCACCAACAGCAACAGCCACCGCCACAAUCACCGCAAGCCCAGUAACAUCGAUGACCUCCACCAGACUAUGCGGACCGACGCUAAAAACGCCUAUCCGUUUUAUUCGCCGGAGUGGCCUCGUCGUCGCUUUGACAUUCUCUCUCGUCGAGAGGCCGAGCUUAUCGCGACCACCCUCUUUUCUCGCGGGGCGCACGCGGUCCUUUCCGAUAGGGGAGGGUCUCGAACGAGGAAAGUGCGUGACGCACGGAUCGCGGACGGGAAGACGCGCGCGACAACAUUCUGAGAGUUAACUCGACAUCCAUCGCCCGACACCUAACACGACACGAGCGAGCUCUCCGAUUCUGCGAGUUGACGAUCUCUUCAGAGUUCCAGCUUUCGCUUUUCAAUCUCGGAGGAAUAAUUCGAGGCUUUUAAAUUUGAUGAGUCAUCCGGGAUUCUGAAGGGAUUGACUGACUCGCGGCGCUCGAUGAGCGUCCAAGUGCGUAGAGUUAAUUCUGAGAAUUUGAACGAGGAUUCCAACUAGGAUGAAUCCAAGACUCGAGCGUGAGAGUCUUUUUGAAGGGUCAACGAAGGCCUAGGCCCUCUGUUCGAUUCGACGAACAGCCCGUCUGUCGCUGAUGGAAGCGCAAGGAAACACCAUAGUUAGCUCACUCGCGACUCUCGAAUUGCAACUGCAAUUGCAAUAUCAAGUAGACUCGCGAGAUCAGAACGGUACAUGUUCGCCGCGAUCGAACGGAGGAGCGUCAGGCCUAUCAUCCAACCUGGUACGCUCCAGGUAGACACUGCCGGUACUUGAUUGUUCUCGUUGACGUACAAAGACGUUUUCCCCUCCGCUCUGCGCGUCGCUCCUCACGCGCUCAUAAACUCGUUCGGACACCCCUGCGAUAGUGACGAAGCGACACGCACAGCCGCGCACGACCCAAUUUCGCAGCGCUAACGAAACCACCACCGCCGAUGAAAUAGGAUACGGACCGGAACAAACUAAAUGGAAAAGAAAAAAAAAUGAAAACACACACAACCUUAUUACCUCAUUGCAUUACGGUUAAAGAUUUAAUACGAUAAAGGAAAGUGAAACGCGCCAGAGAGAAGCGAUAAACCGAUUAAAAAAAAGAAGUCUAUCUAAUAUUAAAGUUAUUAAUAAUAUACAGAGAAGUUAAGUGACAAUUACAUAUUACGUUAUACCUGUUACUACUACUACUUCUGCAACUACUACUAUUAUUACUACUUAUUACUACUAUUAUCGGUAUAUGCUAUUUACUUACUUCUUGCUAGUACCACAGGAGGAAAGCGGUUUUUUCUUAAAAAAAAGCUUAAAAAACCAAAAAAAAACGCCACGGAAACACAAACGAAGUACAGUUUUUAUACCACAAUCCAGAGACAUUGAAUGAUAAUACAGGACUUAAAUAAAAUAUCGAAACCGCGAGUCGCGGGACGGCCACGGCCCGUUCCCGAUCGUGGACACAAAUCAGGAUGCCUCAGGAGGAGAUAAGAAGAAAAGAAGUGACCUCCGCGCCCUCAACCCGCCCCUCCUCGCACCACGUAAUACCAAAGAAGAAGCGAUUAUGAGUUUUUUCGUAUUAGUGAAGUGAAAUGCGUCGUGCACGCUCUAUUCGCCUCAAGUUCCUCACCAAGAGCCAUGAGAGUGAAAGAGAGAAGAAGUAAAGAGGGGUCAGAUACGCGUGUGUAUGUGGGAGGGAACAUAAUCGGCAAAUAAUCAUCGAAAUGUCGAGGACGACGCUAACGAGACAUCAAGUUGCUUGGCACGCGUGAUGACGAUGAAAGAAAAAAUUUAAAAAAAGGAAGAGAUGUUCAUAAAGAUGAACUGUAAGAGAAGACAAAAAUCCGUUAAUGCCGUAGCAGACUGACGCACAGGCGUUUUGUGCCACGUUUCUGAAAAACAUUACUGAAAAUCGUAUUGUGGCACUAGGAGAGAAUGAGAAAGCGACUGUCGGUACGCGCAAAGAACAGGAGAAGAGAAAAGCGAGCGAGAGAGAAAGAGAAAGAGACGACGAGCGAAGGAGGGGACGUAAGAAAUACAAAAGAGGUAAAUCGACAAAACUUAUCAGGGAUUUUUACUUUUACCAUGAAUGUAAUAGUGUGUGAGUGUGCGUGUGUUGAAUAAUAAUUAUUAAUUGAUAAGUAAUUGAUUACUGAUUAGGAGUUAAAACGGCGAGGAAAGGCGGACGGAAACAAAACACAUUUAGGCUUAACGCGAGAGGUUUGAUAGAGAAACGGAAGUGGAAGAGCUGUGAAAAGAAAAAGCGGGUAAGCGGGGAACAUCGUGACGCUCGCUCGCGGUACCGGUCUCGCCGCUCGCCGCGGACGCUGCGCCGUCGCGCUGAGACGAGCGUCGAGACGGUGCCUCCGCGGUGUCCCGAUCAGCUCGCGCACCCUGUAAUUUUUUGCAAAUUAUAGCCGUUGGAUUGAGAGGCGUGGGGCCGGGAAAGAGAGUUGCGAUUUCGUUCCGAUCUCGCAUAUCGAGCAUCGCGACUCGCCAGCGCGUACAAUCGGUCGUUGUUAUCCCGCCACGCGGAGAUCCCGUACGUGAUCGUUGUUCGCUCCCCCCAUGUUCAACGACGUGAUGUCGUUUCGCGGCGAUAUCGUAACCGAUAUGAAGAAGGGGGUAAGACCGAUCGCGCGACGAGACGAGGCGAAAGCGAGAUGGUGAACGCGAUUAAUCAGAUUGGACUCAAAGUGGAGCGAAACCGCUUCCGCAGAGCGGUCGUUAAAACGUUGACCAGGAAAAUUCAACAAACACUAACGGACUAACGAAUCACGUCGCCCGGUCUCGUGUCGGCGUCCGCGGUUCGAUGUAUCGAUCGUCGAAUGCGCCGCUAAAACGAACCUUGGAUGCUCUUUCGGGUCCCGAAACGGGUUGGCAGACACAUUUAUCCAGUAGUUUACGUCAUCAAGCUACUCGAAUCUAUCGAUCAGAGAGUUAUCGAUUCUCGAUCUCGAAGUUCAUCAAAGCUCGUCGACGCGAGACCGAAGCGACACUGGCACGCGGAACCCCCAUCUCGGGGUGCCCGCGUCUGGCGACAUAGCGGGGUCCCUCAACGGGCCCCGCUGGUUUACACUCUCGGCAUUCGGUAUGCAUUUAGUACAAAGAUACACGAGUUCAAGGAUUGAUAAAGCUAAUCGAGUUUUAAGGGAGACGUAUAGGGACGUUAAAACAAGAUGUAAUAUCAUGUUUAAUCGUCUUUUUGUUUAUUUUUUUUUAUUUCUUUCGGGAUAAGGUUGAGAGAUUAUGGAACUUUUUGGAGCGCGCGCGUGCGCAAACAUCUCACGAGUGCCGAUCGACAAGAUCAGUGGACCUUUCGCAGCGGAAUGCAAAUGCGUAACGUCUCGCCGGAAGCUUAGUCGAACGUUUUGGAUCUAGGAUUUACGAGAACAAAAUCCACCAAAGUUAAAAUUGAUGUGAACCGAGCAGACGUGAUCGGUUGACAUUUGAUUAGUGUUUCUCGGUGUAAAAAAAAAGAGCAACGUUGACCAGGCAGAAACGUGUUUAACGGAUACGCGGUUUUCCUAUUUUCCGCUGCAUCACGCGAAGAUGAGGCACUAGAGAUGUACGAGUGAGCGCACGGAUAGAAUUGUGGGGGGCAAAAAAAGGCGAAACGGGUGAUAGGAUAUAUAAAAAAAGGAUUCGAAAGAUAGAACGGAAGAGGAGAUCGUGUUUAAGAACGUAGAUUUAUUUGGACGGAUUGUUGAAGAUACUUCAAGUGAAUCUUUCUUUUUCAAGAUAUUUUUUUUGUUAGAUGUUUUUAAUAACUUAAUGAAUUUUUUAACGAUAUUAAGAGUGUGAAAAAACAAAGAGAGAUUUUUUCUUUCGAUGUAAGAUAAGGGGGAGAGGCGAAACGGAAUGAUUUUCGCGGCGGAACGGAUAAAUUAACGUGAUAAAGGAAAGAUUUAAGAAUAAAUCGGGGGAACGAAUUCGGACGAGGCGCGCAGCUUUUUGCACUGUGCUCGCUCGCUUUUGGGAGGGGUGGGAAGGGGUAAGAUCGUGACAUAAGGGAUAUUCUUUUAGUCGGGAAUAUAAAUUUGUAUAAUAUAUUUAAUAAUAUAUUUCGAAGAAGAGCGGCUUGUCGCGGGUCCGCUCGGCAAGGCCGUCAGUUAUACGGGGCCCGGUCCUGGAACCUCGUAGUUCUAUGCGAGGGACCCUGACCGUCGUACCCCCGUAGGCGAGUACCCGCGUCCCGCAAUUAUUUAUCAAGCGUAAAUAUUUAAAUGUGAGAUAGAGAGAGAAAGAGAGAGAGAUAGUGAGAGGAUGAGAUUUGUAUUAAAGUUUGUAAAGAAAAAAAAAUCGCGAUACGGAAGGAAGUGCCAAGGGACAAGCACAGUACGCAGAAUUAGUACAAUGCAGUAAAUAGAUCGCAGAAUAGACUGGAUAAAAUAGAACAAAGGCAGAAAUAGUGAAACAAUAGCGCACAGAACCAGCUGGAGAAAGAGAGAAGAAAAUAGAAACGCGAAUACACAUACACAGAUGAGUACAGCAAAAAUGGAGAAUCCCCUCAUUUAUUCUCACGAUUGAUGGAAUCAUUUACGCUAACUUUGGGAAUCAUCGCAUCUUUAAUUUCCUUUCGGCCCGCACUUCAAAAUUUCAAGUCGAUGAAGAGAGAACAACCCGGACACACGAGAGAAGAAGCACGACGCAAAGAGAGACACGCGAAUCGCCCCUAUGACAGAGAGACUCGCGAUCGCCGAGGAGAGGACUUCCGGAACGCCAUCGUCGUCCCGCGGGACCUCGUCGAGUCGGCUUUCAGCGAGGAUUAUCGCCAACCCGCCCGCUUUCGGAGUAUCUCUUUCUAAGUUGAACAAACGGAACCUCCGCUCCGCGGAAAGACGCGAUUUUUUUGACGAGAUUUUCGUUAGGCAUUAUGCAUUGGAAGAUCUUGGCGAAUACAGUUCUUUGAGAAUAAAAUUAUAAAUUUAACUCUUGCAAUUAGAUUAAACAAUUACAAAAAUUUUUCUAGAUACAAAUGUAAAUCCAAAAUUUUGCGGACGCGAAAUUAGAAAAUCGCCGCGUUCUUUCCGCGGACGAACCAAUCUGCCCCGCAUGUGAAAACUCACACUUUUCGCUCGUUCGGGUCCUUCAAUAUGGAUUUUUCGUUAAAAAUUUCGAACUUUUGGACUAGGCAAAAAUCAGGACAAGUAGAAAUGAAGAAAGGCAUAUUUCACGUAAACUUGUAUACUUCUCAUUAGAAGACAGCAAGUACACAAUCUCGUCGGUCAGAAAACAGUAGAAGGUAACACUGUUCGGCCGAUUCCUCAGCACUUAAGAAACGUCAAGAAGAAGAAGAAAAAAGAAGAAUAAAUGGUAAGAGAAAAAGAGAGAGAGAGAGAGAGAGACAACCCGCUCGCACGCUCGAGAGAAAGGAAAAGAAUGUACAAAUCAAACAAAGUAACAAACAAUGAUUGAAUAGAUGAAAUUAUUAAUAUAAUAAUGAUAACUUAAAGGAGAAAGAAGAUUUUUAAACGUUAUAAAUUAUUGCGCCCGCCCGCAAGGCGCGCGUGUUAGAGGCGAAGAGUAUAACUUAAUCUACUGAUAGGAAUAUCGACAAACAAAUGUACAAAAUCGAUUUAUCGCUAAAUGUUAGUAUUCUAGAGUAUUUUACCGUCGAAAGUCGCGUAAAAGCGAGAAAUUAUAUUAAGCUCGGCUAAGAUUGCACACCUCGACAGAUAAUUAAAGAUAAGAAAUUCGAGCCUCAAAACAAGAAGAAGAAAAUUUAACGUCACUCCGCCAAAAAAACAACAUUAUUAUCAUUAUUAAGAAAGAGGAAGAAACAAAUAAUCGGAAACUUGAUCAAUUGAUGUAAAAAUACGAAAACACGUCAACUACAUCACGCAAGCCUCGAAAGAUAAUAAUUUCAUUUUUCCUUUGUACGAACGUCGAACAUUCAACGUGUCUCCAAUGACUCUCGCAUGCACACACAAUUCUAUCAAUCUUUCGUCACAUUCUUCGUGCCUGUAGUUUUGCAACCAAGACCGACUGAACGUAAAUGGAUGUUUCUCGCAGAGAAUCCAUCCUUCAGGGUGGUUGCAUCAACAUCGGUUAAUUGAAUUUUGUUGCAUCUACGGCACAACUAUUCAAUUAAAACGAAACACGAUCGAAUGAAUUAAUGUCCUAGCAAGAUCGGAAUCAGUUAACCGAGUUGAGGCGCAACCGAGGUUCAGGCUGAACGAAAUUCACAGGCGAGAUCCGUACGAUGGACCAUAGAUAUAUCACUCACCGUAUUCUCACAUGAGUGAAAUCGCAAAGAGAGGGAAAUCACGCAGACGGCAGAAUAUCAGGCGAGCAGCACGCCUGCGAACAAGAAAACGAAAAAAGAGAAGAGAGCGUCUAACGCGUAACAGCUACGCGAUUCGCCGUAUAUGUAUAUCUAUUGGACUUUUCACGAAGGCGACAGAGAGAAAGAGAAAAGGAGAGAGAAACGCAAAAACCGCACGAGAUACUCGAGCAGGAUCUCUCGUUUUCCGAUUGACCGAUCAAUCAAGCAGUCUGGAUCAGUCGUGAACGCAACGCAACUGCGAACGCCGCAUCCGAUCGCUAGAAUCGAACGACGCACACAGAGUUCUUCUGAAGCAGGCUCUAGGGGUUUUUUCUCAACUCGUUGACGAACCACGGGGAGUCACGUAGUCGUGUCGAGCGAUCGAUAUCGAGCAAAACUGUAGUUAACAAUGAUGAAGCUGUUUGAACAGUUCUUUCAAGCAGAAACAGGGCUCGAAUUUGCCGACUUCGUCGAUGCUCCUUCGUGCGUUUCGUUCAUGAGAGAGACACCCCCAUACACGCAGCAGCACGUAUAUACAACCAUACAUAGUUACCGCACACGCCGGAAAUACGAAAAGGUGGAGAAACGGUGGAAAUCAGUUUCUCGACCGUUGCACACACGACAUUACCUAUCCCGAUAUGAUAUAUCGAUAUAUAUAAAUAUAUAUAUUGAUAUAUAUGUAUAUGUGCGUGUAUUUUUCUUCCGGUACACGCGCAAAUCCGUACGAUCGUUCAUCGAUCCUACAUCACCGCGAUCGUGAUCGCGAGCGGCAUUAACAGAAGUAUGAAAGAAAGAGAGACAAUUGGCGUCCAGGAUCGCGACAAGCGAUCCGUUCGGAACUCAAACAGGUUGCAGGAUACUUCUCUUAAUUGAUAUAGUAAUGAUUAAUGAAUAAUAAUAGCUAUAAGAAAUGAUUUAAAAGCGACUUUAACAUUAAUAAAACGCAUCGCGCGCUUCCCGUUUGAAGAUCGGACGGGGAUCGCGCUUGCGAUCUAAGCUGGGGUAUGGGGGGGGACAGAAACGAAAAUAAGCUAGGAAUGGUAGACUUGCGGCCAGAAGUGGCAGAUUAUUUUGGGCUUUAGUAUUAGCGUUUCGAUAGAGAGGUGUGGUGUAAGUGCGACUCGGGUGCAGGAUGGUGAUAGGGCCGCCGGAAAAAUUUUAGAGCACGAUCGCUUUCCUCGGACUUGUUCGCUAGUCUCGAAGAACAAGAUCCGACCGUUGAUCACGAACCGGUCAUGAAACCAAUCGGCCAUUUCGUUACUGAUGCGCUGAUCGUUCAUCGAUGAGCUGGCGAUCAUUUUCCAUGCGCAGCGAUCGUAAAUCGAUCGGCUUGAAGACGUCUGGAUAAAUUGCAGAUCGUUAUUUCGCACGUUAACAAAAUUUUGAGAAAAUUAUUUCUAUGCGAUUUCGGAUCACUUGCUGAACGAGAUCAUACGCAAGCCUGGAUUACAAGAUUUCAGGAUUAAGAUCAGAUAUACAGCCAAAUUAUUUUAGAAAACAGUUAAAGAUUAUAAGAGCUACAUGAUUUCGCUUAGCAUCUUCUCAUUUUUUUACCCAGACACUUUGGGUGAGAUCCGCUCGGAGAAAUCAAACGGGGAUGAUAUUUUCGGCGCAGGGAACGGUUCCGGGACCGGGCACGUGGCGGCAAUCGAAGGCCUUAUUAUACAAACUUGGGCAUUGUUAUUUACUGUGACAGGUUGAUAUCGCUAAACAGAUAGUAUAUCAAGUAAGCUCUAGGCGUGAUACACCUCCGGAUUAUAGGAACAGUGAAAGAGUUGUGAGGCAGAGAAAGAAAGAGUGAGAGAGAGAACGA
Molecule: messenger RNA, 11139 nt
Organism: Ooceraea biroi (clonal raider ant)
Lineage: Eukaryota; Metazoa; Arthropoda; Insecta; Hymenoptera; Formicidae
Gene: Imp
Product: IGF-II mRNA-binding protein
Molecular function (GO): RNA binding
Source: RefSeq, a predicted model, not a curated record